AUCCUUAAUGCUCAACGCUGUGGCCAGGUUUACCAUUACAUGCGUUGAGUAUUCUUCGAAGGCGUAGGUCUAGUGGUCAGGAGUUGUCGUCCGCAUUCAUAAGCCGAGGCAGCCGUCUCCGUUAGCGCAGCUUUUUGUAACAUCAACUUAUAGAAACAUGCUCGCUACUCCACGGGCUGCUGCCCGUCCUUUCACCAGCGCGCGGCCGGCCGCCAGGAAUCCCGUGCUGCCUCGCCGUGUGACAGUUCGCGCCGCUGCUGAGGACGUUGAUGCUCCAGAAGUAUUGGAUGACACGGAGAUGGCUCCCCGUGGACGGCGUUCAGGCGUUGAGAAGGGCAUGGAGCUCAAGCACUUCUUGCCGCUGCCUAAGCCGGCUCAUCUGGUCUUCGUCAAGCCCACCGUCGCUGUCGUGGCCGGCACAGCUAGCCGCAGCUCUGUUGGUGUCAAGAUGACUGCUGGCGACCAGCAGCUUGAGCGCUAUGUAAUUGAGUACUAUGCCCGCAGCGACGACCCAAUCAAGGCACUAGCCGAUUCACUUCGGGAAAAGAAAGGCGUGCAAUGGGGCACGGCGAAGCUGGAGGCGCCUAAUGGAGAGGGUCAUUAUGUAGAAUACUUUAGGGGAAAGGAUUUUGCUCGCUACUUUCGUUCGAACCCGGAAAAGCUUAACGCGCAUGUGCCGCCGAAGCCGGGCAAGACGGUGGAUGACCAGAUCGCUGAGUUGAUAAUGGUGUUUAUGAAGCGCAAGCUCGUGCGCAAAACGGACCGCAAGUAUAAGAAGCCAAAGCCAGGGAAAAAACGUCUGGUCAAGUUCCCGCGCACACUUGUUCCACACCCGGAUGGCAGCGGCUGGACGGAAAACGCCUUCUACUACUGGACCUACGACCGCCCAACUUCCAUGUGGUACUACGUAGCCACGGUGGCCCUCCCGUUCUUGGUCAUCGCGGCGUGCCUCUUCCCAUUGGCACCCUGGUGGGUGCGCAUGACGCUGGUGUACUUCCUCAUGGCGGUCCUGACUCUGCUGCUGGGUCUUAUUGCAUUACGCUACAGCCUGUUCGGUCUGGUGUGGAUUGUCACAGGCCAUUCCUUCUGGCUCUUCCCGAACAUGAUGUCCGACGAGGUUGGCGUCCUCGACGCCUUCUCUCCAGUAUUAUCCUAUGACCGACCCAAGAAAGGCAGUCGCACACAGAUUGUCGCCCGGCUGAUCACGUUAGCCCUGGUAAGCGGGAUUGUCUACAUGCUGUACCAGCACACACCGGAUGCGGAGAAGCUAGCAGCCAGCGCCAAGGAGGCCCAUGACUCCAUACUUGGUUACUUGGACGUGUACGGCAAAGGCAAGAUGUUCAUCACUGGCAACACGAAUGUAACAGGCAACGGCACAGGUACCGGUGCUGGCACUGGCGCGAGCGCAGACGCCGGGCAAACAGCAGGCGGGACGGGGGCCAGCGCAGGAGCAGGAAAGGGCCCAGGUCCCGGGUCAGGUCCCGGAGGCAGGGCAAGCGGUCGCCGCGGCAGCGGUCCUGACCUCGCCUCGACGCCGCCGUCCGGCGUCCUUGUCGCUUGGGAGUCCACUAUCGGUUCCGUAGAAGCAUUCAGCUCCGACGGCCAGCCGCUGUGGUCGAGUUUGGGCCGCUGGUCGUCCCUCGCUGGCGCGCUCCACGCCGGCUCCUCGGUACUGCUGCUCGGCACACCCGCCAGUACCUCUGGAAAUCUCCUCUCACUCGCUAGCAUCCAUACCACCACCUCUGAGCCCAAAUGGGAACUUCCACUACCGCGGCAAUUCUCUAUGCACCAUGCUCCGUUGUCGCUGACGCUACUUGAUCUGGGUCGUACCGCGCUGCUGGCUGUGGGGCCGGAUGCGGGGGUUAAGCAGCAGCUGGGACUGCACGAUCGUGACCCAGAUGCCGCGACACUUCCUCUGCUUACCCUGGCAUUCGUGGAUGUCCUCACGGGCCACACUCGUGUCACUGUAAUAGCUGGCGUUUCGGGCGUGGGCCAGGUGCUGUCGAUCGGACAGCCGCUAGAGUACGACAGGGACAGCGGCGCAGCCCGAACGCCCCAGCUGCUCCUCCUGCCGUUUACCUACCUGCCGUCGGCCAAUGCUGCGGAAAGCGACGGCGAGCUGGGCGCAGGGCCGCGGGGCGGCUUGCUGGCGUUUCGGCGUACGGCAGCCACAAGAGUAGCUGCGGUAGCAGAGCGGGAAGGGGAUCAGGAGCUACAGCCAGGCGGUGCUGCUGCUGCUGCCAGAGCGGACGCGUGGGAUCCAGCGGCGGAGGUUAUCGCUGUUGGCGACACCGCUGCCGAGCUGCUGUCCUCCUGGGAGCUGGCACAAGCUGCCGGCCCCCUCAGCCCCGCAACCCAGCACGCACAGCAGCAGGAGCACCAGGCGAUAGGCUGGAAGCAGCCGCACAAUCACCUGGCCUCCUGGCCCUAUUCCCACAUCGGCGACUGGGCUACUGGGGGACCGCUGGACGCCGCGCCGGGAACGCCGAGGUGCUCUCUCUUACGCCAACACGAGGCAGUCAUUUGCUUGCUCAGCUCAGCUCCAACGUCUCAGACGGUUGCCAGCGGUGCCGCGGCCGCUGUCACUGCCAGCGGUACCACAGCCGCCGGCAGUAGCAUCGGCGGCAGUAGCCGCCUGGUGUUAACGGAUUUGCGGAACGGCGAGACGCUGCUAUGGCGAGAUUACCCGACUCCAGGUGACUUGACGCAUCAUGGCGAUGCCGGGGGAAGAGCAAGCAAUGGCGAGCAACGAGGCAGACGCAGCAGGGACAGCAGCGGCGACGGUGCCGGAGAGGCUUCGUGGUCGCUACGACUGCAUGGCGGAGACGAGUCGUCGUCGGCAGCUGCGGCGCUGGAGGCUCUGGCAGUUUUUCCCGCCGACGGCGCUUCGGAGACCAGCGCGGAGGCGAUAGCACCUGCGGCGGAGGCUUCCGGAUGCGGGCAGCUGGCGGCCGUCGUCGCCGAACUGACGGCGGAAGUGCAGAAGGCAGGAGGUUCGCGAGUCCGUAUGGCGCUGCUGUGUCGCAACGCCAGGGAAGGCGCCGCGGCGAAGCUGCCGCAGCAGCAACAGGACGGUGCCCAUGUAGCAUGGGACGACUUGGCCACGGAUGGGGCAGCCGAGAUGGGAGAGAAGGAGACGCUCGAGCUGGACGUUUUAGAACGCAUUCCCAAGUUGCUGCCCGGCCGCAUCACCGUCACGCUCGUCUGCGAUGUCGCUAACACCGCAGCCUUUAAAGUGGAGACCCUGAAUUGCGGCUACAAUGAAACAAAACGUGUCGGUGGCGGAGCGAUACUUCCGACCGUGGCCAACGGGACGAGGCUCUCCUGCACCCGUGACUCUUUUCCCACGCGACCGCUAAACAUUACCUUGAUCUACUGCGACGCCGUCUCCACACCGUCCGCGGUGGACGUGCCGCCCUCGCGCAACGGGCUCAACACACAUCUGGGCUGUGAGCGCUUCUUCGGAGGCCGCGCCGGCAGUGGCGGGGCCAGCGGCAUGGUAGACGGUGCACCUGAAGGACUUCAGCGGCGGCUAAGCGCCCUGCUGGCUGCUCCGGAGCCGCUACAGGCCUUCACGGAACUGUUGUGUCCGGUUAAGCCCUGCGGCCACCCGGCCUCUGCUGCGUUGGACCUCCUUGCGGGCUACAGCCGCCGUGCCAACAUCGACGUGGAUCUCAAGGUCUUCAGUCCGCCGCCGCCGCAGCCCCCCUCGCGACGCGUGUCUCCACCACCGCCACCACCGCCAGCGCCCAACCACGUAAACUGGGUCAUCACGUUUGAUUCAUCGGACACCUUCUGCCUCGACCUUUCGUUGCACACACUGCUGCCCGGCGCGGUCGCGCCGUACCCGCCGCCGCCGGAAGGCGUGGUCGCUCCGCCGCCAUCACCACCUCCCACGCAGAGCAGCCUGCCGGGACUGUUCUCCGCAGCGUUCGGUGGCUGGAACAUCCUGCCAACACCGGAGGCGGCGGUGUGCACGCCCUUCGGAUACCGACCCUACAGGAUGGCGCACUUCUCCGCCGCCGGAGCUGGACUCGGAGGAUUUCUAGGCACCGAUAUCUUGCGCGACUCGUUGCUGCUUGCGGACGGCAUGCCCGUGUCCAACCUUGUUUCCAUCGACCUCUCCAGCAACGCCAUCCGCGGCACCCUGCCUGACGGCACCGGCGGCUUUCAGGGCUACGACUUUCCGUGCCUGUUUUGGAACCUGAGCCGUAACGCCAUCUCGGGAAGCAUCCCCGCGAGCUUCUACCUGCACAGUGCGCUGCUGGUUGACCUGUCGUACAACGACCUGCGCGGGCCUCUGCCCGAGAACUGGACGCUGCUGGAGACGGUGGUGGUGCUGGACCUGACGGGCAACAACCUGGAGGGGCCGCUGCCUCGCAGCUGGGGAACUACGCUGGGACCCAGCUCAAAUCGCACCACUCGUCGUGAUUACGGUGGCCUCCGGCGGCGCCUGGAUCAGAGCAGCGACCCAUGGCGAGGCAUGCACUCGCUGCGGCUGGGCGGUAACCGGCUGAGCGGCACGAUACCCCCGGAAUGGUUCCACCUUGCGGUGGCGGAGCUGGACCUGUCCAACAACCAACUCACGCCCACCUGCCCACCCGCCCGUGGCCCGGGCGCCGUCCCCACUGACUGGAGCAGCAUCGCCUCCAUGCGGUUGCUGGACCUAAGCGGCAACCCGGGACUGGAGGGCACCAUCAGCGGCAUCUCCCUGCCAGACGCGCUGCGAAUCGUCAAGGUCGCCGGCACGCAGGUGCGUCUGGAUCCGGGGGUGCUGGCGGACGGCUACCCGCGCUCGGCCCUGUGGGUGGUGCUGGUGAAGGCGGUGCUGGGCGGCCACAUAGACCUGCACAACGUGCAGCGGCCGGAGCUGCGGUCGGACGACCUCAAGGAGAUCUGCUCCAUAUACCAGGCCUACAACGCCUACCGCCAACAAGGCGGGUCUGCGCCGCAGCGCGACCUCCACGGCGUCACCGAUUCGCUGACGCUGGGCAGCAGCCUCCUCGCCGCCUCCCUCAAUCCCGACGGCAGCGCUCCGACGUCGCGGCACAUGUACGGCAUCAUGGCUGCUUUUGCGGUGUGGACGGCGGGAGGGCGCGUGCCCAACAAUUUCUCCAGCAACGAUACGCUGCACUGGGUGCCCCUUCCCGACGACACUGCCUGGGUGGCGCGACCCCACGAGUGGUGCUACGAGCGCAACGUGGCGGUGCUGCUGCGGCCGGUGCUGGGGCUGUGGUUGCCGGUACUGGCAUUCAUCCUGGCCAUGCUGCUGCCCAUACCGUGUUACUACUACUGGCAAUGGCGUGACGAGAAGCUGGCGCAGCAGGCAGUUAAAAAGGAAGACGACGGCGUCCUGCAUGUAGUAUCGCGCAAGCAGCUGCAGGCGCAAGAACAGGGCUUCAUCAAGCAGCUGAUGUAUAGGCUGCACGUCGUUGCGGCCAGCCAGGCCAACCUCUCACGCUACAGUGCGGAGGCGGCCAACGGUGGCGGUGGUGACGGCGGGGCUGCAGCGGGAGGAGAGGCGGCGGCGAGCAAGAGACACAGCCCGUUUGGAAAGCUUUUCUCAAAGUUUGGCCGUGGCAAGAAGCAGCCAGCAGCCCCGUCCGCGGCGGAUAGUAGGCAAGAAGGUGACGGCGGGGCCCCGCCGUCGGCGCCAGUGCGUAGACCGGGCCAAAACGGUGGAAGCGGCACUGCUGCCGGCACGUUGGGUGAGCCGCAGAUCAGCGCCGCAGAGGGCGGUGGAGACCCGGAUGGCACCGGCGCCGCCGCCGCCGCCGCCCCCGGCGUCGGCGGCAAUAGGGCCACCGCCAGGGCGUCUGCCGUCCUUGUUACCACGGAGGACGGUUGGACCCGGGGGGUGCCGAGGCUGUCCGGCAGCGGUGGCCCUGCCCUGCUGGCAGUCGAUGCGCUCCCCGGCGCCGACUUUCCGCCGCCAACCCACGGGUCCCUCACGGCGGCGUCGGUUCUGGGCUGGGGCGCGUCGGCCCCAUCGCGCGCAAACCUGACACUGCAAUCUACGGGAGCCUCCCGCGCGGCCUUGAAUCGAGGCGGCGGCCGCGGCGGGAGCAGCGCCGGGGAUGGGGACGGUGCCAGCCGCGGUGGCACCGGCAACGGAGACGGUGCCGGCCCCGUGGCGGAGGCCAAAGAGGACGAUGAAGUGCCUGCCGCCACCGUUGCUGGUAAAUCCGACCAGGGUGCACCAGCCCGCGGCGGCCUGCGUGCUCUACUUGGCCGCAACACGGGUACCGGUAGCGGCACCGGCAGCUUCUUCGGCGGGUCUGCUGCUGCCGCCGCUGCCGCCGCCGCCACAGCGUCGACGACGGGACCGGCAAAAGGCAGCAGCCGCAUCGCCAGCCUCGCGCCCGCGCCCAUCACCGUGACGGAAAAUCGGCAGGACCUUACCACGCCCAUCAGCAUGCUCACCAACGGUGACAUCGUCUCGCCAGUGCCGGUGCCACGGCGCAAAUCAACCAUUAAAAGGGGUCCGCACCUGCCCAUACCUGACUACGCCAGCGAGCCUGAAUCCCCUAGCCGCGAGCGCUACGAUGAGGACGUCGCGGCGGGCAGGCGAGCCUCACCAAUGCGCAGUGUGCGGGGUACAGCCAAGGACGGUCCCGCUGGUGCCGCCGCAGCCGCUAGAGGUGGGGGCGGCGGCACUGCUGCCUCCGGCACAGUCAGCGAUCACGGCACAGCCGCAGCCUCGCUCUCCCGCACCGUGUCCCAUUCACAGCUUCAGACGCUGCCGCUGCCGGAUGCCGCCGCACAGAACCAGGGGCCGAGGCCCAUGAGCCGCGGCAACCUGGGCCUGGUGGCAUCACUGCAGUCGGGGCCAUCGCUGAACCCCAGCAUCAGCCAGCGCUUCCGCGGUCGCCGAAUCUCCAUGACGCCCACCGAGACCACACCUGCGGCCACCCAGGAUGGCGCGCAGGCAGUGGUGCUGCGGCCGCCGCGCCCGUCCGGCACAGGUACUCCCCCGCCCGGCAGCGUCGUUGAUGGCCCCCUGGCGGGGCUCCUGGCGGGACGGUCCCGCAAGUCAGGUAUCGUCGACCUGCCGCCAGAGCUGAUGCCAGAGCCUGGCCAGGGCGGCCGCCGACUGAGCGGGCUGCACGCCAGCGGGGCGCCAGUUAAGGGGCGGGGUCGCGAGGACGGGGAUGCGGAUGAUGAAGGGGAUGGCAGCGGUGUCGGUAUGAGCGGCCGGCAACGCCGUCCGUCGAAUGCGGCAGCGGAGAUUGUGCCGUCAGCGGCGGGGAUCCCUGCGGGCGCGGGCAUGGACCACCCGUCGGCGAGUGGCACGCUGCCGCAUAUCGGCCGUCCAGGCAGUGGCGGUGCACGGGGCAGCCUAGCCGCGCGGAGCAGUACGGCGGUGUCUGUGGGUUCUGUGGAGGAGCUGACGUUGCCGGGCCCGCCAGUGGAUGGCUCACCCCGGGCGAAACCGGAGCGGCGCAGGUCGAAGAAGUCCAGGGAGCCUGCGGCAGCGGCAGCAGUGCUGACAGCAAGCGAGGCGACGGCUGCAGAAGGGAGUGCGGACGCAGCCAAGCUGGAGCGGCGCAAGGCGCGCGAAGCUGGUGCCGAGACGACGGAGGUGCCGCGCGGUGAGGACGGCAAGCUCAAGAAGCGCAAGUCGAGCAAGUCUCGGGAAGCAGCGACGACUGGGGGCGAGACGACGGCCGCGGAGGGUGAGGCUGAGCCCAAGCUGGAGAAACGCAAGUCGCGAAAGUCGCGGGACGGAAAAGCCACAGACGAGGCAACGCCUGAAAAGGAAGGCGAUGGCAGCAGCAAGCUCAGGCGGAAGAAGUCCAGCAAGUCACUAGAAUCUGCGGGUGUGGACGAAGCGAGUGUUUCCGCGGGCGCCGAUGCGGCUGGGAAGUUGGAGCGACGCAGGUCGCGCAAGUCCCGAGAGGGCAGAACGGCCGAUGAGGCAACGGAGGCGACCACUGAGGGUGAGGGCGGGAAGCCGCGUCGGAAGAAGUCCAGCAAAUCUCUCGAUCCUGUGGAAGCAGACGGUGUCACAGCGGCAGCAGCAGCGACAGCGGUAGAUGAUGCAGCCAAACUGGAGCGCCGCAAGUCGCGUAAAUCGCGUGAUACUGGCACGGCUGCCAAAACCGGCGAUGAGGCGGCGGAGGUAGAGGCCGAUGGCAAGGUGCGCUUGAAGAAGUCUAGCAAGCUCCCGGUGGAGGAUGCAAGCGCAGCCGGUGAGGAUGCAGCCAAGCUGAAGCGCCGCAAGUCUCGCAAGUCUCGGGAAGAGGCUCCUACGGCCGGUGAGACGACGGCUGCAGAAGGCGAGGGGAAGAGCAAGGAAGACAAGCAGCAGCUGCGGAAGAAGUCCAGCAAGGUGUGGGACUCUAAGCCGACACCUGAUGGCACUGCCGGUGAAGCAGCAGCGACGGCGACGGAGGCGGAAGGUGAGGGCGGCAAAAUUCUGAAACGACGGAAAUCCCGCAAGGCCUGGGAUGAGGGUGCUACCACGACGGCCGGUGAGACGACGGCGGUGGAAGGCGAAGACGACAAGGAGAAAAGCAAGGAUAAGAAGUCGUUGAAGAAAAAGUCCAGCAAGCGACAUGAGGACUCCAAAACGCCGGAGACGGCAGCGGAGAUCACCUCGGAGGGCAAGCUAGAGCGACGGAAAUCCCGUAAAGCUUGGGAUGGGGCCGCGGGCGAGAGCACGGCAGCGGAGGGCGCGGCUGAGGAGAAGGAGAAGGACAAGAAGUUGUUGAAGAAGAAGUCCAGUAAGCUGCGGGAUGCCAAGCCUGCGGAGGCGACAACGGAGGGCGAGGACGCGGCCAAGUUGGAGCGGCGCAAAUCUCGCAAGUCGCGCGAAGCUGGUGCCGAGUCGUUAGAGAAGGAGCGCGGUGAGGACGGCAAGCUCAAGAAGCGCAAGUCGAGCAAGUCUCGGGAGGCAGCGACGACUGGCGGUGAGACGACGGCCGCGGAGGGUGAGGCUGAGCCCAAGCUGGAAAAACGCAAGUCGCGAAAGUCGCGGGACGCGGCAGUGGAGGCGGAGUCUGGAGCGGCCUCGGAUGGCAAGCUCAAAAAGCACAAGUCGCGAAAGUCCCGGGAUGCUGACGAGGCGACGGAGGGCGAGGAAGGCAAGCUGAAGAAGAAAAAGAAAUCUAAGAAGUCGAAGAAGGAGGGAGAGGGCAGCGAGGAUGGGAAGCACAAGAAGCGCAAGUCCCGCAAGUCCCGGGAGGCUGCGACCAUACCUGCUGACGGCGCUGAUGGCGGUGCUGUGGACAGUACGGCAGCGCCAGAAGGCAGCGGCGGCGCGGAGUUACCGCCUCGGACGCCUCCGCCGCCGGCCGUUGCAGCCGCCUUGGCCGCCAAUGCCGCCGCUGACGCAUACUCCGACUACACAUCCGACGACGACUAUGAUGAUGACGACGGCACGUCGUCGUACUACACCGACAGCGCCGCGCCGUCGCGCGCCAGCUCCAUGUCCCGCCGCAGCUCUAUGUCCCGCCGUUCCCUCAGCAUUCGUUCAAAUCGCAGCAUGCGUGUGUCGUACACCGCCACCGGCGCGGGCAGCCGCCACGCCUGGGACCGCAGCCGUCGCAAUAGCCUCGAUCUGGAUGGCACCGCCAUGGCGCCGCCGGAGCCGCACCUCAUCACCGUCGGGCCGUCGCUGGCGCCGCCGCCGCCGUCCAAGCCGCUCAUACGACGGCAUCUCCUGGAGCACGUUUGUGUGUACUACUGGGGGGCUUGGGUGCAGCUGGGGCCCCGUCUAGCGGCGAUUCUGUACUUCUUCAGCAUCGCCACGGACAUCGCCUUUAUUGCGGCUUAUGUGGACCCGGCGCUCAGUCCGGCGCCGCCCGUUGUGGUGGGCGCAAUCUUGCUGGUCUUCUUCACGACAUCCUGGGGAAUCCGCCUGAACGUUGCCUGGGGCCUUUCCCCCCGCUCUGCCACCAUCACCGCGCUCUUCACCUUUCCCUUUGGUCUCCUGUACGAGCUGGCCUGGGACGUAGUCACGGUGUUGCUAGCCAUACUGCUGGGCAAAGAGGAGCUGCUGAACCGCGCGGUGCGCGGUUGCGGUGUGUGGUGCUGGGGCGGCAGGCCCGGCAACUUCAGCCUGGCGCCCAACCUGCGGGUGUUCCGAAUAAAGCUGGUGAUGGAGCCGCUGCUCAACGCGCUGCUGCAGGGCGUGGUGCAGUCCACGUUCUACAUGGUCGCCUACCGCUCCGGCUUCGUCAUCUGGCCGGCUGUGUACCUGGCGUCUGGGGUGGCCUCCGCCCUGUCGCUGCUCAGCGGUGUGCCGCUGGCCGAUGUAUUCCGGCAGCGCGGUCGCCACUUCAACGAGGAGCUGCUGAGUCUGGACGCGCUGGAGGACAUCAAGGACAUGGAGGUGGUCAACAAGGACGACCCCGUCAACCUGGUGCACCGCGUCAUUGGCAAGUCCGCCUCCAUCACCUCGCGGGUCCGAGUUGCGCCCGAGGACGGAGUGUCCGUGCGUGGCUCGGCGCUGCCUUCCGCCGUCGGCAGUCCCGCCGGUUCGCGAACCGCCUCCAGACCGGACUCAGGCAGCAAACGCGACGACAAGGAGGGCACGGAGCGCGGCGGGAAAGACAGCUACAACAAGAAGGCCGCGGUCAAGCCGGUGGUGGCGGCGGCCGGUGCCAAGUCCACCAGCGCGGGAGCGGCGGCGGCGCCCGCGGACCCCUCAGUACUCCCAGCGGGCACGGGCAAGGAGGCUGUACCGGAGAUCGCGGCGGAGUCGGAAGCACCGAGUCCCAGCCAAAAGUCGGCAUUGCUGGGGCCGCUGCCCCCCAUCGGCCGCGGCGGCGGCAGCACUGCCGGGGCCAGCCGGGUUAGCAGCACUGCGCCGAGCCGGCUUGGCAGUGCGCGUAAGGACAGCAGCGGCGGCGAGCCCGGCGCCGGUGGCGCUGGCCUAAGUAGCAGCCUCGCCGCCGCCGCGCAGGCACUGCUGGCAACCGUUGGUGCGGGCGGCAGCGGCGCGGGCGGCAGUCGCAUCAGCAGCGGCCGCGUGGGCAGCGGCCGCGCGGGUAGCGGGCGGUCCCGCAGCGCAAGCGGUCUACCUGGCGGCCGCCUACGCUUUGCCGCAUCCGUCAAGUCGGCGGGCGAGGAAAGCGAGGGCAGCGAGGCCGACAGCCGCGGCGGCAGCAGCGCUGCUGUCGCCGCCGCACCAGGUGCCGCUGGGGCCACUGGCCGGUACGGCAAUUACAUUCCCAAGCCCUCCGCCCCCAACGCCUUCUUCGGCUCCGCUACAGACCGUCCAGAGUACCACUUCCAGCAGAGCCCCAUCGGUAUGGUUAACUCGGUUGUCAGCGCCAAAGGCCUCGCCGCCAAGAUGCGGAGCCGUUCCGCUACCGCGCGGACAGCUGCCGAGACCGCUGCCACGGCGGCGACGCUGGCGGCCAACGCCGGCACACAAGGCAACCUGGCGCAGUACGGCAGCGUCCCUGUCGGGAUGUACGGCGCAUACGGCGGCGCUACCGCUGCUACCGCUACCGCUGCUGGCAUGCCGUAUGCGCAGUUCGCACAACCGGGCACCAACGCUGCUUUGUAUGGCACGUACGGAUCGGGGACCAUGUACGGCACUGGAACGUUAGCGGCUUCCGGGUCGAUGCCGGCAGGUGGCACGGCAGGCAUGCCAGCGUAUGACCCCGGUGUGUAUCAGCAAUACGCCGCGUAUUACGCUGCCAUGCAGCAGCAGUACGCUGCGGCAGCAGGGGGCCAGUCGAUGGCUUACGACCCAUAUGCUUCUCUGAGCAGGUCGUACGGCGCAGGUAUGGGCAGCACGGCCAUACCGGGCGCUGUGUCCGUCAGCCCCAAGCGUAGAGUGGCGGUGUAG
Volvox carteri f. nagariensis is the source of this 11803-nucleotide messenger RNA. RefSeq lists its product as uncharacterized. Bases 158 to 11803 code for a protein of 3881 amino acids. Lineage: Eukaryota; Viridiplantae; Chlorophyta; Chlorophyceae; Chlamydomonadales; Volvocaceae. The record is from RefSeq and is a predicted model, not a curated record. Gene Ontology annotation, cellular component: endoplasmic reticulum; endoplasmic reticulum membrane. The transcript is spliced from 25 exons. Gene Ontology annotation, biological process: post-translational protein targeting to membrane, translocation.